Vanrija pseudolonga is the source of this 3312-nucleotide messenger RNA. RefSeq lists its product as uncharacterized. The record is from RefSeq and is a predicted model, not a curated record. Lineage: Eukaryota; Fungi; Basidiomycota; Tremellomycetes; Trichosporonales; Trichosporonaceae. The coding region runs from base 1 to 3312 and encodes 1103 amino acids. The transcript is spliced from 2 exons.
AUGUCGCUUGCCGGUCCAAGCACUCACCACAGCGUCGUACUCGCUCUCGACGACCGCCGCGGGAUCGAGGAGAAUACGCCCAUCCCCUGGGCGACUCACAAUGAAACGCCGGCCGGUGCACGGCCACCAUCAACCGUGGUCUGGCGCUCAUCAUCGUCCCAUCUGAGCUCAUCUAGCUUUACAGAGGUCCCUGCGCGCUCCCGCUCGGCAUCAAUGUUCUCUCUUUCGAUCGGAGUCGGCGGAGCACCUUCACGCAGCCGCGUAUCGAUGGAUGCCAUCCUGCCCCCAUCCGCUCCCACGGAUCACGCAUCAUCACACGACUACUCUCCAGCAUCCAGCACGGACUCGCUCCCCGCCUUUGACGAUGCGCAGGACGAGGUCGACCCCUAUGUCCAGCCCAAGCGACCAACAAGUAUCCCUGCAGUAGCCUUUUCAAAACCGUCAAACGUCGGCACGGUCGGAUUGGGUAUUUCGUCCGUCACAGAUCUCGGCCAGAGGCGGCAAUGGCCACCAGAGGUUAUCGUCAAUCAUCCCCACGACCCAGCAGACGAUGAAUCCGAAGACGACGAAGUGCACGACCAGAAUGAAAUGGAGACUUACAUGGCAUCACAUCGUGCACCCGUGGAUGCUGCGCUGCGAUCCAUGCCUGGUGUCGUUGGUCUUGGUGAUGGUUGGGCCGGUGGUCCUCAACCAAAACCAAAGUCCAAGGGAUGGUUCAAGAAGAAGUCAAAGGAGGAGGUGGUCCCAGCUGAGGCGGACCCUUUAACGCUCUGGGCCACACCAGAGACGCCACAGCAGUCCACAACAACACCCUCCCCACCGGCCGUGGACAACACUGCAAAGUGGUGGAAGUCAAGAAAGAGCUUCUUCUCAUCGACAAACCGGCUAUCUACCCCACCUCAGGAGUUUUCGCCAAAGGACGAUCGGCCACCGGUCAGCGGCAAGUCACGGCGUCUGCUCGGUCGCAGUCGCCUCAACUUUGGCUCCAUGGUCGAUCUCGGACGCUCUCCACAGAGCAAGGACGCCGAGGCCACCCCCAAGACGCCUACAACACCCCGCUUGGGCGGCUUUGGCCAGAAGGCCACCCCGCCCAAGCGUCACAGCAUGGCCGUCUUCGGGCGCUCAAAGCCCGCACCUCACCCGCUCGAGCUCUCGCACAGCUCGCACGCGUCCACCAGCGCGACUCGCUCGCAGCCAGUCAUUUCCGCGACUGCUUCCUCCUCGCAACCCUCCCUCGCGACUCACCACCAUCCCCUUAUCCGCCAGGCCUACGCGCGCUCAGAAAGCAACCUCGCACAGCAGGACGCUGCAGCUGCAGCUGGGUCUCCCGGAGCACCACACCGCCCCGCGCCACUCAUUAUCAACAGUGGCGCUAUUGCCAACUCGUCCGCCGUCUCCCUGUGGAGGCCGGCAAUCAUGUCGCCGACUCCUCUGGUCCAGGUCAAGGAGGAGGAUGAGGAGGAGCCCGAAGAAGUCCCCGAGUCCACUGACAGGCCCGUGCUUAAGCGCAGUGCGACCUUUGGUGAUGACGAGGAGCAGCCCAAGCUCCCCGAGCCUUCGCAGCGCCCACAGCUGUCGCCUGUCAUUGCUUCCCCGCGUGAGAUCCCGCCUUCAGAGUUCAUGUAUGGCUCGCCUACACCUGUCCUGCCGCCACCCCAGCCCCAGCGCAAGUUUUCGGUUGCCAGCUACCAGUCGUCCAACUCGCCAGCUGCCCCUUCGCUGCUCUCUCGUCUCAAGAACGCUCUCGGUCGUGGCGGCAAGGGACGCAAGGGGAGCCGCUUUGACACCCCCUCUUCUCCCAUGAGCUUCCACUCUGAGCAGCCGGCGCCCAUGACGCCCAGCAGUGCUCAAAUCGCCGCCGCGUCGCCAUCGGCCAAGUCGGUCGGUCGAGGCCCCAGGACUCGUAGCCGUCUGUUCAGCCGCAGCCGCAAGGAUACCGACGAGUCGGUCGCCAACGUCGUCAAGCUGGACAACCUCGAGGAGCUGCAGGAGCACCAGGAGAUCCGCGAGCACCAUGACCUGCGCGACUCGCCUCUGAACCGCAGGAGCUACCGUCUCUCGCAGAGAGUCGUGGCCAGCAUGACCAACCUGUCGCCUCAUGACAGCACUCCCGAUAUCCCGGCGCAGCCUUCGUUCUCUCCGGCUGACUCGUCAUCAACGGCGACGGCGACUCUGGCGUCUUCGGUGGCUCCUUCUGGGUCCCCGAAGCAGCCCCGCCAGUCGUGGGCCUCUGGAUUCGGCGGCUCCAAGGUCGACCUGGCCCGCAAGCCGUCGCUCGGCCUGGAGAGCGGAGACUCGGCCCGCCGCAUGCCUGGGCUCCGCCGCUUCAAGUCGCAGAGCAAGAACCGUCCCGCUCUGGGUUCCGUCUUCCCCAAGCCGCCUGCCCACGUUGACCAGGCACCCGCCCUCCACUGGGCGUUCCCCGCUGCGUCGUACUCCACCCCAGUGCUUCACAAGUUUGGCGGAUCGACCCUCAGCCUCGCCCUGGACAUCAGUGCCGAGGGCAUGCCGCACCUGGACGACAUUGCCGAGUCGCCGAGGACUGCUCGCAACAGCAUGAUCAUGUCGGAUGAGAGCGGUGGCACGCGCGAGAGCCACCUGGCCUCGACCAUUGCUCAGCUUACCAGCCGUGCCCGCCUCGACAGCCUUCGUGACAGCGAGCGCGCCGCCGCGUUUCGCAACCAGCCCCGCGCUCAGCGCAACUCGAUCCCCGUCAACAUUGACAACCUGUCCACCGACUCGCUCAUGAUGUCCAACAACAACACGGCGGUCAUCGACUUCCCCCUUCCGCCGUCGAGCUCGUCGGGGGACAUGUCGUCGCCCGACCCCGACCAGGUUGAGCAGCUGUGCACGCCCCGUGACCUCCGCCAGUACCCUACGCUCAACGCCGACUACUACCAGACCAAGCGGGUGCAGAUCACGCGUGAGCUUACGCCCGUCAUGGACAGCGGCGACAGCGACCACUCGACGUCGAGCUCGGGCUCUCGUGCCCUGCGCAAGCAGCCUUCGUGGUCUACUGCAAAGACUUCGGCCGCUGGCACGUCGCUCACGCCGAUUGCCACGCCCACGAGCAUGGCCUCGGACAGCGAGAGCAUCCGCCACCCCGACCACCACCACCAUCAUCAUCACCACCAUCACCACCACCACCACCACCAGGCCCACGAUGGCGUUCGCCGCGAUUCGUUCAACUCGCUGCUGACUACCGAGUCGGUAGCGGCGAGCAGCGAGGAGGGCCGCCAUGGCCACGGUCACUACGACCACCCCAUGAAACGGGCAUCAUCUGUUGUCGUGCCACAGCGCAUUGUGGCAUGA